This is a messenger RNA of Somion occarium, 1981 nucleotides long. The record is from the annotation of a GenBank genome assembly. NCBI's taxonomy places the organism in Eukaryota, Fungi, Basidiomycota, Agaricomycetes, Polyporales, Cerrenaceae.
UUCACAGGGUUUCACUUUCCAGCGCUUCUGCUGUCAAGUUGUCUUGAUGUCGAGGUAUGUUUCAGUAUUUCGAUACCGAACGUCCGGUGACUUCCACUAUGCUCAUGCUGCUUGCUCUAUUUCAGGCGUAUUUAAAUGCUCGAGGACAGGAAGUCACUAGUCAAGGACUUUCGCUAUCUGCUAGCUCGUCACCCUCUCCUUCUUUUGGUAGUAUUGAAUGUGUAUCUUAUCGCUCUUGACGGACGAGGUCGGACUUCCGGACACUAUUCCAAGGAAACUUGGAUAGCAGCUGAACCUUGAGUCAUGGGUUAGAAGUUUACGAGAAAGCUACUCCAGGCUCCACAGUAUAUAUAGAGAGCGAAUGGGAAUGUCAAUCGAUAUCUCUUCACUUGUGUCAACAGGAUGCUUCAACCUUUGACUUGGUUCGAGCUAUCUUUUCUAGCUUGUGCUGCGCUAGUUGCGUCCCUACUUGUGUACGUCCGACUCACAAAGAAAGACUCGCCUUUAAAAGGCGACGUUACGGUACAUUCGAAUUCUUCCGAUAGCUCGAAGCCUGAACGCCCCGCUGGACAGUGGUUGCCUGUACAAUUUGACUAUCCGCAGGUGCAGCCCUGCGCAGAAGAUCCCUUGACCUUGAAACCUAUUCCUUAUCGUCCGUUCAAAUGGGGCGAGUACCACGUAACGAUGGGUAUCCGCUCUAUGCCCUGGGAUGAAUGGAUUGAGCUUGACUGCCAAUUCCAACAUUAUUACAAGCUCAGAGAAGCUCGCAUAGCUGCACGGGGCGACCGUGUGAUUCGAACUCUGCCCGCUCGCCUGGGCGUGGGAUCUGCACAAUUGGCAGCUGUCGAGCUUCUUCACGAGCUAGCAGAAUACCUUUUCAGGCGUUAUCCAUCGAUGUAUACCGUAUCACGAUAUCCUCGUGAGAAGUCGACCUAUGGUUGGUAUGGAUUGGGUGACAUCAAGGAUAUCACUAUUGUGCCCUUAAACAAGACGUUUACCUUGGCCGAUGGUGACCCGUUGCUUACGGCUGCGCUCCUCACUCAGGAUGAUCUUGCCAUCAUGGUUGAAGGCGAGGAUGGACGUUAUUAUUUGCAGGCGUGUGCGCUCUGCAACGCUGGUACAUGGCGUCUCGAGGACAAGAUUGGGCUGCCCUUGGAAGAAAUACAUACCAGAGGUGGUGUCCCUCGAUAUAAGAGUAAAUUGGAGCUUAGCAUGGGCAGAUUCUUCCGGCGCAUGCCCGUAGAUAAACCUGUCAUUCGGAACAACUACUCUUUCCAAGCCGUCCGCGAAGACUCUGACCCUACAGGACUAGACUAUAGCGAGCUUGGGUGGGCUUCUACGAUGAAAGGUGACGAAGACCUACUUCAGUCCGAGGGAAAACGAUGGCUUCGUGAUAUCAACGGCUCACUCCGAGAGGUGGAAGAUAAGAGUCUGAUGGCCGUUACCCCGUCCAUGGUGUGGCUCCGCACCGAAAGGCAGACACUUCGAAGACUUCCAAUAUCUGGAGCCAUCGUUUUCACGAUUAGGGUCUAUCAGACGCCUGUAACUCAGCUUGUGGAAGAACCUGGAGUGCCGGGACGAAUGGCUAGUGCGAUUCGAAGCUGGCCGGAGGAUGUUGCCGUGUAUAAAGCCAAGAGCGCAUUCGAAGGCAUCUUAGACUAUUUAGACGAAUGUCACAAUAAACAGCUAGAGGAUGGCUUGUUACCUGUGGAAGGAAACCCGUUUCCAUUCUGACAUGUUUAAGUCAAGAGUUCUACAGCUUAGUUUUCAGUAUCUGAUCCCCUAAAAUCCUCGGAGACUCGGGUACCUGAAGACCAUUAACUACACUAUGCUCCACUCCGAACAUCAAGGAUAUUCAAAUAUUCUCACUCUGUUCGGGUUAUGAUAUGAUCUAUCUUGUCUUCCUGCAUUAAAAUCGAAAUACAGCACGUUUAUAGAGAUCUUGAGGUCACUCCGCCUGCGUAGGGACUUCGUAUCACAG